Molecule: messenger RNA, 4936 nt
Organism: Oryctolagus cuniculus (rabbit)
Lineage: Eukaryota; Metazoa; Chordata; Mammalia; Lagomorpha; Leporidae
Source: RefSeq, a predicted model, not a curated record
AUGGAAGUGGAGAAUCAGACACGGGUCACCAAGUUCAUUCUAGUGGGGUUCCCUGGGAACUUGAGCAUGCGUGCAGCAGUGUUCCUGAUGUUCCUUAUGGCUUAUAUCCUGACAAUGACUGAAAAUGUGAUCAUCAUCCUGUUGGUGCAGCAGAACAGGCCACUGCACAAGCCCAUGUACUUCUUCCUGGCCAACCUAUCCUUUCUGGAGACCUGGUACAUCUCUGUGACUGUGCCUAAGCUGUUGUUUAGUUUUUGGUCCAUGAGCAACAGCAUCUCAUUCACUCACUGUAUGAUCCAACUCUAUUUCUUCAUAGCACUCAUGUGCACAGAAUGUGUGCUCCUGGCUGCCAUGGCCUAUGACCGUUAUGUGGCUAUCUGCCGCCCACUCCACUACCCCACUAUCAUGAGUCAUGGGCUCUGCUUCCGCCUGGCUCUGGGUUCCUGGACCAUUGGCUUCGGCAUCUCCUUGGCAAAAAUCUACUUCAUUUCCCGCCUCAGUUUCUGUGGCCCUAAUGUCAUCAAUCAUUUCUUCUGUGACAUCUCUCCAGUACUUAACCUCUCCUGCACAGAUAUGUCCAUGGCUGAGUUGGUAGACUUUGUCUUGGCACUGAUCAUCUUUCUCUUCCCACUCUCUAUCACUGUCCUGUCCUAUGGGUGUAUUCUGGCCACUGUUUUACGUAUGCCCACAGGAAAACAGAAAGCCUUUUCUACUUGUGCCUCCCACCUUGUGGUGGUCACUAUCUUCUAUUCAGCCACAAUUUUCAUGUAUGCCCGACCCCGAGCCAUCCAUGCUUUCAACAUGAACAAAAUUAUUUCCAUCUUUUAUGCCAUUGUCACCCCUGCUCUCAACCCUUUCAUUUAUUGCCUAAGGAAUCGAGAGGUCAAGGAAGCUCUGAAGAAACUGGCCCAUUGCCAGACCAUCAGAUCUGACUAGUCUAUUACAAUUGACCAGAAGGAAAGGACUAUUGACUGCUUGGUCUACCUUCCUAAAUCCUUCUUAUUCAAUGCUUCAGCUGCACAUUACUCAUGUUCACAGCACAUUCCUAUGUUCACAUAGAUCACGAGCUCUUGGAGGUGGGCAUCUCUGCAGGUGGUCAGUGCUCCAAAGGCACACUCCUUAUGCAGAGAACUAGAGGAAAUAAAUUCUCUUCAUGACACAAAAUGGACUUUCUAAAACUGUGAGCAAAUUCAUAUGUGAACUGAGUGAGAAGAGAGAUGGUGGUAUAUGAAUUAGCUGUUGUUGGAUCUAGCAAACAUUAACAACCCUGGGACCAGCCGAUUUUGUGAUGGUUUCCUUAUUUCCAAUCUCACUGACUGUAACAGAGGCAGCAGUUCUUUCGGCAAUUCCAUUCUCAUUGUUGUGCAGGGCAUUGGUCUUGGUGAGAGCAACCAGAGAUUGCUCCUUUGGUCUCUCCAAGACUUUUGCAUACACCUACUUACUUGUAUUAAAUUUCUUUCUGCUUCAAAUAGAGUGUUUUCUUUCACAUGUGAGUGAAUUGUACUUUAUACGGUUAUGUUUUGUCUUCUGAUGUAACUAGAAAAUUUUUUACUUUAUUGAAUUUGGUAUUUCCCUUCUAGAUGUCACAAUUUGUUACUAUGCUCUAGUAGGUAAAGCAUAAAAUUGAUGAUAAAUAACUAUCACCAUUUGCUAAAUGAAACUUGCCCUCAUCUUUCCUCUUUUCUUUUAAUAUUAACUUUCUCUCAUUGCUCUUCAAUUUUUCUUUAACUGAUCCUGUCACUCAUUCUCUACACACUCAUCUUGAUGCAAGAAACCAGCCCAAUCUUAGCAUUUGACAGAUUUUCAUCCCAUGCUAUGGCGAUUCUGCACUCUUUACCUGAGAUCCUACUAAUGUACAUUAGACCAUUCCAAUCAGAUAUGACCAUUCUCUCACAUAUGCCUGCCACUUUGGUUCAUAGUUUUACCAAUGGCAUAGGGAGCUACACGUUGAUCUGUAUUCAAUACUACAUGCCAAUAUCAGUAGGAAUUUAAUUAUUUCAUUAGAGUAGUUGUAAAACAGAACUUCUUGCACUUACAGAGUCUUUCAUCCAAGAACAAACUAUAAAUUCAAGAAUAUUUCAUCUUUUCUUUCAGCAAGAAGUAUUAGGUGGGAUAAUUUUCUCCAUUUUACAAAUUUCAAGAGCAGAUGUUCAAAGAAGUAACUGAUAUGCAACAACAGUGAGGAGCAGAGGUCAAAAGCCCAGGUUUCCUGACUGAGAUCUGGCUCCUUUUUCUAAUGGAUGACAUCUCCCUAGAGAGAAACAUACUUCUUCAGGAGCCAAGUGUGGAAGCUAAUUGUAAAGGGAUGUGGUUUAAAUUAUGAAUUACUAUAAUAGGAACACAGUUAAUAAAACAAAAAUAGACAAAUUUAAAGUAUAUAGUUCAUGAGAAAAGAAAUUUAAAAAUAAGCAUAGCUCACUUGAGAGGAUAACUGUACAAAAGAACUGAAAUGAUGCUUACAAUGGGAACAAUUUAAUGUUUGCUUAUACAUCAUAUUUUGGUCUCUUAAUGCAAUAAAGAAGUGACUACCAAUAUAUUUCCAUUUAAAACCAGAUGUAACUAAAAUGAAUUCUUUUCUGAAAAAAUCAGAUAAAUCAAAAUCUGAUGGCAUGGUCAAGCAGGACUAUUAAAUAUGCACAUUAAAAACAGGUAAAGAUACAUUCUUUAGGGAUGAGGAAAUAUAAGAUAAAGAACUACAGCCACAAUCUGAAUUUUAGCUAUAGAUAUAUUUUUACCAUGUGACCUUGGGCAAACCAUCCAUACUUUCUGAAAUAUAGAUUCUUCAUAUGUAAAAUAGGAAUAAUAAUUCUUACUCUGUCAGCCUUACAUAAUGGUUAUGAGGAUCAACUACUAUGAUGCAAAAUACCUUGACUAUUAAAAAUGUGGGGCAGUAAACAAUCUAAGAAAGCUGCCACUCUGUUAGAUUAUACUGAAAACCAGUGGGGAAGAUGGUGUUCUGUAGACUACCUAAAACUAUUCCACACUGACUGGACUCCAUGUGUAUAAUCUAUAAAUUAUAUAAAUACUAUAAGGGGUUUUUGUGUCAUUAUUUCUCACAAAUGUCUGGAUAAUGGAGGGUGUUGAAACAGGGUCUCUUGAUCAAUGCUAUCAAAUUAUGUUUGAAAUAACAGAAGAGAAUCAGCAAUGCAGCACUGACUUCUUUGAGAAAGGAAUAUAAGUACAUAGGCUAAACAAACAGAACAAACAGAUCACAGCAAAAUGAGAAUCAUUCUCAAUAGACAGAAGAUACUUUAUCAGGUUAAUGGUUAUGUUCAUAUACAAACAAGUUAUUUGUAAGGUGAGAUGCAUAAAACAAGCAAGAAUAUUAGAACAAACUAGUGGACAUUAAGUGAAUUAUGAUACAAGCCUAGUGGUUAGUUUUAGUAUGUUACCCAGACUCUAAGCCCUAAGGAUUUGGCUAUCAAUCAAACUCAUAAGAAAGUUCAUAAAAUAAAAUAAAUUAAUAUUGUUAUUAAUUAUACAGACAGUAUAUAUUUGUCACUAUAUUAAUUCAAUUAAUAUUUAUUAACCACCUACUGUAUAUCUACAUAUAAUAACAAAACCCCAAAACUUGGUACCCUCAGGGAUAGAAAAAGGUAGCAGAUAACAUGUUUAUAGUCAUAUAAUAUACACAUACAUAUUGCAUUGUGUAGAAAUGAGGCUCCUAAAAGGAUUUGCUCACAUCCUCAACCUGAAACUCGUGUUUGUGAACUUAUUUGGAAAGAGGAUAUUUGAAGUGUAAUAAACUCAUACAUCUCAAAAUUAGAUUAUCUCUAUGGGAUGUAAGUACAUGUCCUUUCAAUGAGAAAGUUGAGAAGAAGACAAAGGAAAAAGCCAUUUCAAUUCUAAUUCCAUUCUGAAGAUGGAAUUAGAAAUCCAGGCUAAGGAACAAGUAGCUGGUAUAUUUGUGUUUUGCUAAGCCAACAAAAUUAUAAUUUAUUAGGGAAGCCCUGGAAAACUAAUAGAGUAAUUCUAGUAGCAAUAAGCAUUAUGGAAAAAAACACCAUGGAAAGUGAUAGGGAAAGUGAUGGGAAUGAUUUCAAAUUUCCUAUAAGAUGGUCACAGAGCUCUCACAGAGAAAGUGGCAGUGGAGUAAACACAGGAGAAGCUGAGGGAGCAGGACAUGCCGCUACUUGGGGAAAGAAUUCUCAAGAAAGUAGAAACAGCAUGUGCAAAUCUGAGACCCUAUCUUUCAUGCCUGAGGAACAUGGAAGAAGCCAGUGUGGCUGGAGUCAUGAGUUAAGGGGAAGCAGAGUUGGAUACAUGAGGCUAGACUAUGCUGGAUCCCAUAGCCCAUUGUAAGAGUCUUAGGUUUUUCUCUGAGUGAGAUGGGAAAACACGGGAAGGUUUUGAGAAGAGGAAUAACAUGAUCUCACUGAGUUAAAACUCAAUUGGGGGACCAGCACUGUAACAUAGCAGGUAAAGCUGCUGCCUGCAAUGCAAGGAUACAAUAUGGGCAGCAGUUUGUGUCCUGCUUGAUCCACUUUUGAUCUAGCUCCCUGUUAGGGGCCUGGGGAAAGCAACGGAAGAUGGCCCAAAUGUUUGGGCACCUGCCAUCCAAGUGGGAGACUUGGGUGAAGCUCCUAGGUCCUAUCUUCAGCUUGGCCCAGCCUGGUUCUUGUGGCUAUCUACAGAGUAAGCCAGUAGAUGGAAGACUUUCUCUCUCUCUCUCUCUCUCUCUCAUUCACCCACUCUGACUUUCAAAUAAAUAAAUAAAUCUUUUUUUAAAAAAUAAUUAUUCUUUGGAUGGACAUUGGGUGCAGUGCUUAAGAUGGUGCGUUGGACAACAACAUUCCAAAUUCACAUGUUUGGGUUUGAGUUCUGCUUCCCAUUAUGAUCCCUGCUUCCUGCUAAUCAAACCCUGGGAAAGAGCAGGUGAUAGAUCAAGUUUCUGGGUCCCUGCUACCCACAGUGGAGACCUGGAUUGAGUUUUUGG